GAAAAAAUUUUUUUUUUUUUCCUGAAUUCAACUAAUCAAUAUGAUUAUGGGAUUAAAAUUUUCCCUCCAAGUGUUUAUUACAUUAUUCUGCGUAAUUUACGUUAUUAAUGGUAUUAAUGGAUUAGAUAAUGGACUCGGUCGCACUCCCCCAAUGGGAUGGAAUAGUUGGAAUAGGUUUCAUUGUAAUAUCAAUGAGAAUUUAAUUAAGCAAACUGCGGAUGCUCUUAUCAAAUAUGGAUUAGACGAAGUCGGUUAUAAAUAUUUGAAUAUGGAUGAUUGUUGGGAAGGUAAAAGGGAUGAACAAGGAUACAUUCAUGCUAGUAACGUCACUUUCCCGAGCGGUAUUAAAGCUUUAGCAGAUUAUGCCCAUUCAAAAGGACUUUUAUUCGGAAUUUAUAGCGAUGCAGGUUAUCUUACAUGUGCUAGACGACCAGGAAGUCUCGGAUUCGAAGAACAAGAUGCAAAGACAUUUGCAUCAUGGGAAAUUGAUUAUUUAAAAUACGAUAAUUGUAAUAAUAAUGGUAAACCAGAGGAAGAUCGAUAUAAGGUUAUGCGUGAUGCGCUUAAUGCUACUGGAAGACCUAUAUUUUAUAGUAUUUGUGAAUGGGGGAGAAGCGCGCCAUAUCUUUGGGCACCUUCAGUUGGAAAUAGUUGGAGAACAACAGGGGAUAUCCAUCCAACAUGGCCAUCAAUUUUAGGUAUAUUACAAAGACAACAUAGAAUAACAAAAUACGCAGGUCCAGGUGGUUGGAAUGAUCCUGAUAUGCUACAAGUUGGAAAUGGUAAAUUAACGGUCGAUGAACAGAAAAGUCAUUUCUCUUUAUGGGCCGCACUAAAAUCUCCUCUUUUACUUGGUUUUGAUAUUAGGAAUCCAUCUCAUGAUACCUUGGAAAUCGUAAAAAAUACUGAAAUUAUUGCUAUUAACCAAGAUCCGUUGGGAAAAUCAGUAAAUAUCGUGAAAAGUACAAGUUAUUUAGAUAUAUGGGUUGGUAAAUUAUCCGAUGGUCAUGUAGCUCUAUUACUUAACAAAGAUGAAUCACCUACUACAAUUAAAUUGGAUUUUGCUAAACAUGUGAAUAUACGAGGAGAAAUUUUAGUUAGAGAUUUAUGGGAACACGAAGAUAAAGGAAUUUACGUUAAUAGUUAUUCGUGUGAAGUACCUAAACAUGGUAUAGCCGUAUUAAAACUUUUUGGUGGAACAAAGAUUAAUGAUUUUACAGUUCAAUAUUAUGAUCAUAAUGAUAAUUUAAUUAAUGAUUUUUAUAAUGAUGAUUUAAUUAAUGAUUUUUAUGAUAGUGCUUUUGGUAGAAAUUGAUUAAUUGAAUUUUCUUUAAAGAAAAAAAAAUGUAUUAUUUACAAAAUCGUUAUAUUGGUUAUAACGAUAAGUUAGUAAAAUAAAG
Rhizophagus irregularis DAOM 181602=DAOM 197198 is the source of this 1400-nucleotide messenger RNA. RefSeq lists its product as uncharacterized. Lineage: Eukaryota; Fungi; Glomeromycota; Glomeromycetes; Glomerales; Glomeraceae. Gene Ontology annotation, molecular function: hydrolase activity, hydrolyzing O-glycosyl compounds. The record is from RefSeq and is a predicted model, not a curated record. Gene Ontology annotation, biological process: carbohydrate metabolic process.